UAGCUUAAUUUUCUUUUCUGUUUAAUUUCGUAAUUAAUUUUUAACUAAUUAAUGGAAUUUUACAAACAAUAUUAAAAGCAAAAAAAGUUGAAAACUAAGCUCAACAAACUGAAGAAUAACUGCAAGAAAAUUUAGAAAAGCAAAAGAAUUUCCCAUAGUUUCCUUUCAAUUAAUAAAUAUUCGACUGAUUCAACUGAUAUUACUUAGUGUGUGCAAGUGCGUGCGUGUGCGACUAUGCACCCGAUAGUAUCACAUAGUCUAAAUUCGCUGGAUCGGUUUACAAAAGCUUCUACAUCUAGCAAGGAUUCAUCAUUAAUAAAUAACAGUUUGGUUGCUGUUAGUCGUACGUUGGAAGGAAAAUUACAAAUUACUUCUAACUCUUACGAACAACUGGUGUUAUUACCGGCUUCAAAAAUGUCAGGCGAUCAAAAAACUUUGAUAAAGGGCCACAGUUCUCAAUAUGUAAAAUUGAACGUUGGUGGUUGCUUGUAUUACACGACUAUAGGAACAUUAACUAAGCAUAAUGAAACCAUGCUAAGUGCAAUGUUCAGUGGACGCAUGGAGGUACUGACCGACGCGGAAGGAUGGAUAUUGAUUGAUCGUUGCGGCCAACAUUUUGGCACCAUUUUGAAUUAUUUGCGUGACGGUACAGUACCGUUGCCCGAGUCCCAUAAAGAAAUCGCUGAACUUUUGGCAGAAGCUAAAUACUAUUGUAUUACAGAAUUGGCAAUGUCGUGUGAAAGAGCCUUGUUAGCUCAUCAAGAACCAAAACCCAUAUGCCGUAUACCUUUAAUAACUUCGCAAAAGGAAGAGCAAAUGUUAAUCAGUUCUUCUUCGAAGCCUGCUGUUAUUUUGGUGGUACAGCGUCAGAAUAAUAAAUACUCGUACACCAAUAAUUCCGACGAUAAUUUGCUCAAAAACAUAGAACUUUUUGACAAACUUUCCCUGCGUUUCAAUGAACGCAUUCUUUUCAUUAAGGACGUUAUAGGUCCAAGUGAGAUAUGUUGCUGGUCUUUCUACGGUCACGGUAAAAAAGUUGCAGAAGUAUGCUGCACAUCGAUUGUAUAUGCUACCGAUCGUAAGCACACAAAAGUGGAAUUUCCGGAGGCGCGUAUCUACGAGGAGACUUUACAAGUACUAUUAUACGAGAAUCGUAAUGCUCCAGACCAAGAACUUUUGCAAGCUACCUCAUCCGUACGUAAUCCAUCUGGUGGAGGUUCAUCAUCGGGUGCUUCUUGUGCUGGAUCGGGUGGCAUGCAUCAAUAUACCAGCGAUGAAGAAGAAGAACGCAGCGGUUUGGCGCGCUUGCGCUCAAACAAACGCAAUAAUCCCACAUGAUUUUCACGAACUUAUCAUGUACUACCAUAGCUAUGGCGCGGCGGCGGCAGUAGCAACAGCGGCUGGGGUAGUACCUGAAACCUAAGCGAA
This is a messenger RNA of Glossina fuscipes, 1428 nucleotides long. RefSeq names its product BTB/POZ domain-containing adapter for CUL3-mediated RhoA degradation protein 3. Gene Ontology annotation, molecular function: protein binding. NCBI's taxonomy places the organism in Eukaryota, Metazoa, Arthropoda, Insecta, Diptera, Glossinidae. Bases 235 to 1338 code for a protein of 367 amino acids. The record is from RefSeq and is a predicted model, not a curated record. The transcript has 3 exons. Gene Ontology annotation, biological process: protein homooligomerization.